AUGGCUCACGGAGAGGAUUCGGCUUUGCUUGCUGCGAAGGCAGCUUCUCGCCGAGACCACCAGCAACACAUGCAGAACGUAAACGCAUCAGCUCAAGGGCCCUCACAUGACCUCAUCGACCUCACCUGCGAUUCGGGAGAUGAGUCAGAUGUUCAGGUGAUAUAUCCAAAGUCGAAGUCUAUUGUGAGCUCAGAGACUGAAACCGAAGGCUAUGACGAUCAUGAGUUGCAACGCGCUCUUGACAUGUCAAUGGAAACCAGUUCUCACAACACAAUGUCAGAAGAAAAAACUACAGAAGAUGUGCAGCGUCUUGAAAAGUUGGAAAACCUUGUCACCCCGGGUGUCGAUCACACACUUCCCCCCCCUCCUACCAAUCAAGUUCUCCCUGGGUUGGACCGCAAGAAGAUGGAAGAGGAUCGUCUUGCGCGCAACGCUGCCAAGCGCAAGGCUCCAGACAGCGAGCUUGCCCCAGCUCAGACAGUUCGCAAAAUCUUGAAGACAGACUCUCAAACAGCGUCUGCAGCAAUCACAGGACUCGGAAAAGCUUCACCCUCACUGUCUGCAAAACGUCCUUUGACAAGUUCCUCCAAACCUACCCCUGACUCUGCUUCUAAUGCUCCCGCCGCAAAAGUCUGGCCCACAUCUGUCCCGGGUGUCCAGUGGCCCCUUGGUGCUGUAAAAAAAACACAUAUCGCCAGAUUUCCUCGAACCGGGGAUGAAAUAACUAUCGAGGAAGUCAUCCAGCGGGAUGACUUGCAGGUGGCCGUCUUUAGCUCCUUUCUAUGGGAUACGGAAUGGCUGUUCACCAAGCUUAAUACCUCAUCCACUCGAUUUGUUCUUACGAUGCAAGCCAAUGACCAAAAGACAAAAGAUGAGUACAUCCGCGAUACCGCCCCAAUGCCCAACCUCCGCCUAUGUUUCCCUCCCAUCGAGCCUCAGGUGUUCUGCAUGCACUCAAAGUUGAUGCUCUUUCUCCACCGUGACUAUCUUCGGAUCGCUGUUCCAACUGCCAACCUCACUCCCACUGACUGGGGUGAGGAUGGUCUCAUGGAAAAUACUGUCUUCCUUAUCGAUUUGCCGAAAAUUGAAACCAAAUCCCCACCAGCUGAAGCCCACACGAUCCCUUUCUAUGACGACCUGGUCUACUUUCUUAAGGCCACCACUUUGCACAUCAAUCUUAUCAAUAGACUGAAGGAGUUUGACUUCUGUGAGACCAAGCGCUAUGCCUUUGUCCACUCUGUUGGUGGUUCAAACACAGGAGAAAGCUGGCGACGCACUGGACACGCUGGUUUAGGUCGCGCUCUACAAAAGCUCGGCCUUACGAGUGACUCUCCCGUCAAUAUUGACUAUGUCACUUCAUCAAUGGGUAGUCUCAACGCUCAAUUUCUGCGGACUAUUUACAUGGCAUGCAAAGGCGACGAUGGUCUUUUCGAGUACAACCUUCGUACCGGCCCAAAGAAAGACGCCGAGCGGCAGCGUACCCUCGAUGAUCUUAGCCAAGCAGCUUUAAGCCACUUCCGCGUCUACUUUCCCUCAAAUAAGACCGCAUGGGACGCGCACACGAACCCCAACGAGACCGGAGGGACGAUCUGUUUCAACCCAAACUGGUGGCCUCUUCCAACCUUCCCUCGGGCUGUGCUUCGUGACUGCGAGAGUGAGCGUGGUGUUCUGAUGCAUAAUAAACUCGCUUUUGUUAGCCCCGCCAAGCCAAUUGACAUGGGGGGCAAUACUGAGUGCCGCGCGUGGGCAUAUGUGGGCAGUGCCAAUCUUUCCGAGAGUGCUUGGGGCCGUCUCGUCAAAGACACAACCACAAAGCAACUCAAGAUGAACUGCCGCAACUGGGAAUGCGGAGUCAUUGUCCCAAUACUCAACGAAAAGGAGAGAACAAACGGACAGGAGAACGAUGAGACCGCAUCAGUCUCUCUCCCUGCUAAACGCUUCGAGGGUACCGUCCCUGUCCCGAUGCGAGUACCUGCUGUCCCGCUGUCAAAGGAUCGCAAGCCUUUCUUCUUCGGCGUCGAUCCUUAG
Messenger RNA from Penicillium soppii, 2028 nucleotides. RefSeq lists its product as uncharacterized. Bases 1 to 2028 code for a protein of 675 amino acids. Gene Ontology annotation, cellular component: nucleus. Gene Ontology annotation, biological process: single strand break repair; double-strand break repair. The transcript is spliced from 8 exons. Gene Ontology annotation, molecular function: 3'-tyrosyl-DNA phosphodiesterase activity; double-stranded DNA binding; single-stranded DNA binding. NCBI's taxonomy places the organism in Eukaryota, Fungi, Ascomycota, Eurotiomycetes, Eurotiales, Aspergillaceae. The record is from RefSeq and is a predicted model, not a curated record.